AUGGCAUCAAUAAACUGCAAGAGUCGGCGAGACGAUAUUCCUACGGACGGUUUCACUCAUCCAUCAUUUGCUUUGCUGAAAGAAGUUUUUAAGCGAAAUUUUGAAAUGAACUUAGAACCCAGUGGCGCUGCAUUUGCUGCUUAUCAUCGUGGUAAACUUGUCGCUGAUCUUUAUGGUGGUUACUCGGACAAGGAUAAAAAAUUGCCUUGGAGAGAAGAAACAAUGACAAUAUUAUUCUCUACCACUAAAAGCCUUGCAUCGAUAUGUCUUGCUAUUUUAAUUGAUCGCGGAAAAGCAAGUUACGAUGAUCUUGUUUGCAAAUAUUGGCCUAAAUUUGCGAAUAACGGAAAGGGGUGCAUUACGAUAAAGCAAGUGGUUCAACAUGAAGCUGGUUUACCUUAUGAUAAUCAAAUUCUUAGCGUUAACGAUGUGCUAGAUCACGAAAGGAUGGCAAAAUUCUUUGAAAGGAUGACACCUCUAUGGCAACCAGGAGAAAAAUGCGGGUAUCAUGCAUUAACAUUCGGAUUUCUUGUAGAUCAACUGGUACGCCGAUUAGAUGAUAAGAAGAGAGGUGUCGUCGAAUUUUUCCAUGAAGAAAUAGUCUCUAAACAUGGUUUGAAUGGAAUUUCCAUUGGGCUUGAAAAUGACGAGCAAAACGAUCGAGUCGCAUAUAUUACUUCGAUAACUGACGAGCAAAUAAAACUUGAAGCCGAACAAAAUCCAGAAGGAGCCAGAAAAUAUAAAUUGGCCGAUAAUAUUCAUAAUAAAAAAUUAUAUGAAAGCUGGCCAUGGAUCCAAAUUCAUCAUUAUAACAAGCUGGAAAAUCGAAGAAUUCCUAUGGCGUCUAAUAUGGGAAUUGGAACAGCGCGGGAUCUCGCAAAAGUCCAUUCAUUGAUCGUUGAAGGAAAGCUUCUCUCCGAACGAUUUCUCCGCCAAAUCCAAUAUCCACAACUUGACGAAAUGGACAUCAUAAACGGUUAUCCAGAAAAUAAAGGAUUUGGAUGGAUUUAUAAUAAAAACACAUUGGGAAAUUGGAACUUCGGUCAUUCAGGUUAUGGUGGACAAAAUGUACGCGUUGACUUGGAUUCUAAGCUAGCUUACGCUUAUAUCUGCAGUGGCCUUAAAGCAGCGGACGCCGAUAAUGUCAGACCUUUUGCGAAUCUUCAAGCUUGCUUAUAUGAAUGUUUAAAAAAAAACUGCAGCUAG
Dracunculus medinensis (Guinea worm) is the source of this 1206-nucleotide messenger RNA. The record is from the annotation of a GenBank genome assembly. NCBI's taxonomy places the organism in Eukaryota, Metazoa, Nematoda, Chromadorea, Rhabditida, Dracunculidae.